CACUCCACUUGUCUCCAAGGAUCCCCGGGAGGAAACGCUGGAGGAGAUCUCUGCUGCUGGUCCAGAUCCCCUUCGCCCCAGGAUGCUGCUGGUGUCUUUCCUCGUGCUGGCUUGUUUCUCCGUCUGCUUGGCAGAUGUCCAUCAUCUGGAGGCAAUCAAAAUAAUGAAUAACACACCUGUGGUGGACGGUCACAAUGAUCUGCCCUGGCAGUUGCUGACAAAAUUCAACAACCAGCUGUCCUUGAAGGAAGCCAAUUUGCAGGAUCUGCAAGACACUCAUACCAAUAUUCGGAAGCUGCGUCUCGGGCAUGUAGGAGCCCAGUUCUGGGCAGCCUAUGUGCCCUGCGACACCCAAGACAAAGACGCAGUAAAGCGAACUCUGGAGCAAAUCGAUGUCAUUCACCGGAUGUGCCACCGAUACCCAGAUACCUUCAUGUGUGUUACUAGCAGUGCAGGUAUCUAUGAGGCUUUUCACUCUGGCCACGUGGGCAGCCUAAUCGGCGUGGAGGGGGGGCAUUCCAUUGACAGCAGCUUGGCCGUCCUGCGCACCUUCUACCUGCUGGGCGUGCGCUACAUGACCCUCACCCACAGUUGCAACACUCCCUGGGCUGACAACUGGCUGGUAGAUACAGAGAAGGAAAGCCCUGUCCACAAUGGCUUGACGGAAUUUGGGAAGCGUGUGGUCCUGGAGAUGAAUCGGCUGGGCAUGAUGGUGGAUUUGUCCCAUGUCUCUGUGGAGACGAUGAAGGCUGCCCUAAAGGUCUCCAAGGCCCCCGUGAUAUUCAGCCACUCCUCCGCCUACGCCAUUUGCCAAAACAGGCGGAAUGUACCGGACGAUGUGCUCCGCCAAGUGAACGAGACACGCAGCCUUGUAAUGGUCAACUUCUACAACGACUACGUCUCCUGCAGCAGCCAUGCCACUCUGGCCCAGGUUGCAGACCACAUGGACUACAUAAAGCGCGUUGCUGGAGCAAAAUCCGUUGGCAUUGGAGGAGACUAUGAUGGGGUGCCCAGAGUCCCUCAAGGCUUAGAGGAUGUCUCCAAAUACCCAGACUUAAUUGCUGAACUGCUGAGGAGGGGAUGGACGGAAGAGGAGGUGGAGGAUGCCCUGGCCAACAAUCUUUUGCGAGUCCUGCGGGAAGUAGAGUGG
Messenger RNA from Thamnophis sirtalis, 1150 nucleotides. The record is from RefSeq and is a predicted model, not a curated record. NCBI's taxonomy places the organism in Eukaryota, Metazoa, Chordata, Lepidosauria, Squamata, Natricidae.